UAUGAAAAUUUUAAUUAAUGUGUUUGCAUUUUUCUGGGGAGAAGGUCCCUGGUUUUUAGCACACACUCAAGAGAAUGUGAAGACCCCAGGAAGAUUAAGAACCAUUGUAGUCAAAUAGCAAAUGACACCUCAUAGCCUCCCUUCCUGCUACUUCCUAAUCCCCACCCCAGCGUUUCUUCUCUUUUUCAUUUGAUAUCAAUCUAUUAGCCAUCUUCCACAUGGAAGGCCCCACUAGAUGCUUUGGGAACUAGAGGAAUUAAUUAGAAAUGACCUAUGCCCUUACAGAGCUUAGAGCCAAGCAAAGGAGGCUAGAUUAUGGAAUCAAUCGAGAGUUAAAAGGAAUUGCAAAGGUAAUCCAGUCCAGCUGCCUAUCAGAUGCUUAAAUCCUUUUUUUAAAAAUCCUCAACCGAGGAUAUGUUUUUUUUUUAUUUUUGUAGAGAGUGGAAGAGAGAGAGAGAGAGACAUCUAUGUGAGAGAGAAACGUUGAUCUGUUGCCUCCUGUGCAUGCCCCAAACAGGGACUGAACCUUCAACCUAGGUAUGUGCCCUGACUGGGAAUCGAACUCACAACCUUUUAGUGUAUGGGAUGAUACUCCAACCAACUGAGCCUCUGGGCCAGGGCACUUAAAUCCUUUUCAAAACAGCUCCACCAAGUAGUUGUCGACCCUGUGCUUGGUCACUGUCAUGGGGAGAUUCACACACUCCUAGGAUGACAUCUGUGGACAGCCCUAGGUAUUCAAAAGCUCUUUAAGUUCAGUCUGAGUCUGACUCUGUCUCUCUCAGUCAGUCCUAGAUUUAGCCCCUUUCCUCGCCACUCUGGCUAUGAGAAAGCUUACUGCUGCUACAUGUUCAGUGUGGUCACAGCAGGCUAAACUGAGAAGGGUCUGCUCCUGUCCCUUUCUUACGCACCGCUUGUUCUGUUCUUGCUUGGAAGGUUUCAGUCCAAAUUAUUUUUGAUGGUAAAGUUGACUCAGACUCUUCAGAAAUAGAUAUAAGUAAGUGAAGUGAAAUUAGACUAAUUUCAUCACAUCUGAAUGCAUGGAUUGCCAGAUACAAUAUUAUUUUAUGUGCUAUUAAGGGAGGAAAAAAAAAUGCUACCUGUUAAAUUGUGACCCACUGUCAUUUGAAAGAUGCAUCCUGACCUCAAAGAUGUUAAAAUAUGAAAAUGCUCACCUUAGAGUUGAUGAACUAUGGUACCUGGGCUCAGUACCUGCUUCUCCUAGGAAACGAGGAAUGAUGUUUUGGCUGAACUAUCAAAAACCGUUCCUGGGGGCAUGGGGGAUUUGAGCUCUGUGCUGCCUGAGUUAGCACUUCCUUUAUGGAACCAUUCAUUGUUCUAAUAACUAUGUUUUUAGUUGUGUUCAUUUCAGUGAAUGAAUUGGGACAUAUUAUUUGAUUUGGGAAACUUAAUUCAAGUUGAACACUCUCAUUCAGAUAUCUUACAGAUUGAAGUAGUAGAGUCUAAAGGAAGCUCUGAAUUCUGUGUAACUUGGCUGAGGUAAGAGUUCAGUCGCAUUGUCUCAGGAAAGGCUGUCUAGAGAAGCAUCUUGCACAGUCUCCUUUGAUCUCAUAUUUUCGUGUUUUAACUCACUGGGCUGGUGACGAUGCAGAAGAGCUGACACUUUCUCUUCUUUCCAGGAGAUGAAUGGAGUGCUGAAAAGCAUGCUCACAGAGUGGUUUUCUUCAGGGUUCCUAAACCUAGAGCGGGUGACCUGGCAUUCACCAUGUGAAGUACUUCAGAAAAUCAGUGAGUCUGAGGCUGUGCACCCUGUAAAGAAUUGGAUGGACAUGAAACAACGUGUCGGACCAUAUAGAAGAUGUUACUUCUUUUCUCACUGUUCCACCCCCGGGGAGCCCCUGGUGGUUUUGCAUGUGGCACUGACAAGUGACAUCUCCAGCAACAUUCAGUCCAUAGUGAAGGAGGGUCCUCCCUCGGAAACGGAGGAGAAGAACAGGAUCGCCGCAGCCAUGUUUUAUUCCAUCAGCCUGACCCAGCAAGGCCUGCAGGGCGUGGAGCUGGGGACCUUCCUCAUAAAGCGCGUGGUGAAGGAGCUUCAGCAGGGUUAUACUGGCAGGCUGGGCCCUAACUUCUGUGGUGCAAGGAAAGUUUACACAUCUAAAGCACUGGGAAGUUGCCAACCAGAACCCUGGGAUGGGGAAGUGAAGCCCACAAGGCGGCUACUGGGGAAAGAUGAAGCCUGCACAAGAGGUCAGCUGCCAGUGCCAAGCCCCCCACCAGCUGCAGCCAUGAGCAACUGGAGGAAGGACCACCUCGGUGCCAGCAGCUCAGAGCCCCUCAAGGUCAUCAUUGUCGGCAAUGGGCCCUCCGGCAUCUGUUUGUCCUACCUGCUCUCUGGCUACACCCCCUACGUGAAGCAGGGUGCCGUCCACCCACAUCCCCUGCUGCAGAGGAAGCUCUCCGAGGCACCAGGGGUCUCCAUCCUGGACCAGGACCUGGAUUACCUGUCUGAAGGCCUCGAAGGCCGGUGCCAAAGCCCUGUGGCCCUGCUCUUUGAUGCCCUCCUGCGCCCAGACACAGACUUUGGGGGAAACAUGGAAUCCGUCCUCACCUGGAAGCUCCAGAAGGAGAGAGCCAUCCCCCACGUGGUCCUGGGCCGGAACCUGCCUGGGGGAGCCUGGCAUUCCAUUGAAGGCUCCAUGGUGACCCUGAGCCAAGGCCAGUGGAUGGGGCUCCCGGACCUGGAGGUCAAGGACUGGAUGCGUAGGAAGCGAAGAGGUCUUCGUAAUAGCCGCGCCACGGCUGGGGACAUCGCCCUCUACUACAGGGACUACGUGAACAAGAAGGGCCUGGGCCACAACUUUGUGUCUGGCGCUGUGGUCACAGCUGUGGAGUGGGGGGUCCCUGAGCCCAGUGGUUCUGAGGCCCAAGACCCCAGCCCCCUCUUCCAGGUGAGCGGCUUCCUGACUGCCGAGGACCAGAGCCAGCAGCCCUUCUCCCUGUGUGCCCGCAAUGUGGUCCUGGCCACAGGCACGUCGGACAGCCCGGCCCGGCUGGGCAUCCCCGGGGAGACCCUGCCCUUCGUCCACCAUGAGCUGUCGGCCCUGGAGGUGGCCACAAGGACAGGCACAGUGACUCCAGACUCGGACCCUGUCCUCAUCAUCGGCGCAGGGCUGUCGGCGGCCGACGCCGUCCUCUAUGCCCGCCACUACAACAUCCCCGUGAUCCAUGCCUUCCGCCGGCCUGUGGACGACCCCGGCCUGGUCUUCAACCAGCUGCCCAAGAUGCUGUACCCUGAGUACCACAAAGUGCACCAGAUGAUGCGGGAGCAGUCCAUCCUGUCGCCCAGCCCCUACGAGGGCUACCGCAGCCUCCCCGAGCACCAGCUGCUCCUCUUCACCGAGGACCGCCAGGCCCUGUUCCAGGACCCCAAGGGCCUCCAGAAGGUCUUCGGCAUCUCGCUGGUGCUGGUCCUCAUUGGCUCCUACCCCGACCUCUCCUUCCUCCCUGGGGCAGGCACCGACCUCACUGUGGAUCCUGACCAGCCGCUAAGCGCUAAGAGGAACCCCAUCGACGUGGAGCCCUUCACCUACCAGAGCACGCAGCAGGAGGGGCUGUACGCCGUGGGGCCGCUGGCGGGGGACAACUUUGUGCGGUUUGUGCAGGGCGGGGCCCUGGCCGUGGCUAGCUCUCUGCUGAGAAAGGAGGCCAGGAAACCGCCUUAGCACUGGGCCUGGCAUCCUCACACCCAGGCCCUAAAGAGGAGGGAGAUCACCACAGCUCUGCUGGACACAAGAUGCCCCAGUGAGGGAAGGGGGCCUCUCCUGGCAGGAGA
Molecule: messenger RNA, 3793 nt
Organism: Miniopterus natalensis
Lineage: Eukaryota; Metazoa; Chordata; Mammalia; Chiroptera; Miniopteridae
Source: RefSeq, a predicted model, not a curated record